Molecule: messenger RNA, 945 nt
Organism: Penicillium concentricum
Lineage: Eukaryota; Fungi; Ascomycota; Eurotiomycetes; Eurotiales; Aspergillaceae
Exons: 1
Coding region: 1-945 (314 amino acids)
Source: RefSeq, a predicted model, not a curated record
AUGUCGUGUCUGUCGCCAGAUGCCACGACUACAAUAACUUCCCGACCAAAACUCACCCUCCAAACCACCGCUCUCCCUCGCACAUUCGGCUCUUCAACUACCGGCCUAUCCUUUUCUUUCGCAGCGGCACCAGCUGCAUCCCCCACCAUUCGAAAUACCUUCAAGAAUGCCUACGAGGUCACAUCCCCAUCAUCCGCAACCUCCCCAUCCAAAUCUACCCGCUUCAACAAACCGUCCUCUCCCUACAUCCUACACCCGAACAAUAAUAUCUUCAACCGAAGCCCCUACCAACUCCCCAUCGGAGUGCGCAGCAUUCUACGCAACUCCCCACUAGAACCUGCAACUCGCCGACAAUCAGGCUCUAUAUCAGCGGGCGGAAAUGGUCCCAACGGUGCAGCCUCCCGCCGUGUCUUCUUCCCAGCAAAGAAACAAGUCAGCUACCGGUACCCACUGGAAGAAGAAAUCCGAACAGAACGCUACACCGCGCAACACCUCGAUCUCGUAGCGGAGGAGGCAGUGCAAGCCGAGGCAGACACCAAAACCCCACCUGAGACACGCCCCGCCCCCAAUGCCGGAGGCGAAAAAGACACCGAUUCCAGCCCGUCAACAUCAGAGACAAGUGCCUCGGGCGAUGAUACCAGCGCCGAUGAAAGCGUGCGUGGGUCUUCGCUCUCAAAGACGGAACGGAAGAAACGCCGCACAAUGCGGAUAGAGCGUCAGGUCCGGGCGGUGGCAUUGCUAGAUGGCUUUGAGGCUGAUGGCUCGUCUACGCCGCAGACUCCCCGGCACGGUGCCAAGCGACGCAGGGAAUGGAAAUGGACUCUGGGGCCUGUCGAUACGGUCUCGAACAAUGGCCCCGAGAAUGUCUCAUUAUUGCACUCCGCUCAGGUUUCCUUUGGGUCGGAGUCUCUUCGGGUAUCCACUGACUUUGGACCCGGUCAUUAA